Molecule: messenger RNA, 10908 nt
Organism: Bicyclus anynana (squinting bush brown)
Lineage: Eukaryota; Metazoa; Arthropoda; Insecta; Lepidoptera; Nymphalidae
Gene: Oga
Product: protein O-GlcNAcase
Exons: 22
Coding region: 286-3507 (1073 amino acids)
Biological process (GO): glycoprotein metabolic process
Molecular function (GO): beta-N-acetylglucosaminidase activity
Source: RefSeq, a predicted model, not a curated record
UUGUGGUUGUCGUCUGUGGUUGUCUUGUCUGCAAAAGUUAAAAAAUUGUGGAGAUUUGAUGAGAUUCUGAGAUUUUUGCUCCGUAAUAACAUACUUUUCCAUUACAGUUUGCGUUUACACAAUUUGCACCUAAAACGUGUUAACCGGUGCUUGAUGUCCCAAGUAUUCGACUCAGUUCUCUAAAUUCCGUUCAUUAUUUCGAGGCGAACAUUGUAAAGCUUCUUGUGUUCAUUUACUGUUUUUUAUUCAUUUCUUCUAUAAUUAUUGUGUUGAAAGUGUAAUAAAAUGACUGAAACUUCUUCAGACGAGCAAAUAUCUAAACGAAAGGACUUCAUAUGCGGUGUAGUCGAAGGCUUUUACGGGCGCCCGUGGACCACGGAGCAGAGGAAGGACUUGUUUCAGAAGCUCAAAAAAUGGGGUCUAGACAUGUAUGUUUACGCCCCAAAGGACGAUUACAAGCAUCGAGCGUACUGGCGCGAGCUCUACACUGUAGAGGAGGCGGAACAUCUCACUUCUCUGAUCACAGAGGCCAAGUCGCAUGGAAUAACGUUCUGCUACGCUCUGUCACCUGGGCUGGACAUUACUUACAGCAGCCAGAAGGAAAUAACAACUUUGAAGAGGAAAUUGGAACAGGUUUCCCAGUUUGGAUGCAUGUGCUUUGCGUUACUGUUUGAUGACAUAGAGCCGGAGAUGAGUGAAGCUGACAAGCAGAUAUUCCAGAGCUUUGCCCAUGCGCAGGUGUCAGUGACCAAUGAAAUCCACCAACACCUGGGCUGCCCCAAGUUCCUGCUGUGCCCCACUCAGUACUGUUCCACGCGAGCGGUGCCAACUGUCAUCAGUUCUGAAUACCUUAAUACCCUCGGGACAAAACUCUCCCAGGAGAUAGAUAUUAUGUGGACUGGACCCAAAGUAAUAUCGAAGACCUUAACAACGGAGUGCAUAGAGGAGAUAACUCAAGUGUUGCGUCGACCGCCGGUCAUUUGGGACAACUUGCAUGCCAAUGAUUAUGAUCAGAAGAGAAUUUUCUUGGGCCCGUACUGUGGACGUAAGCCGGAACUGAUACCAUUAUUGCGCGGCGUGCUCUCCAACCCGAACUGCGAAUACAACGCCAACAUGAUUCCGAUAUGGACGUUGGCGCAUUGGGCGAGGUGUAGUUUGAACGCGCCUCCACAUAUGGAAGCAGUGUCGUGGGAUAUCAAGAUGGAGCGGGAGAGUGAACAGGGCGUGUGCGAGGAUGACGUGCCGAUGUCUCUGGAAAAACAUGUCUACCACCAUAGACAAGCGCUCAGGCAAGCUAUCGACGAAUGGUUGCCAGAGUUCUCAUUACCGAAAGCUGCACAGGGGCCAGUCAUCAAACCGCAAACGCCGAUAACCGUGCCCGCAGUGCCCAUCAUCCCCAUCCUGCCGUCCGUCAACACGUGCAUGUCGCUGGUCACCGCCACCAGCUGCACCACCACCACCAGCACGGCGGAGCUCGCGCCCGCCAUCCCCACCGUCAACACCAGCCAGCUGCAGGCGCUGGCCGACGUGUGCUCCGCCACGCCGGACGGCCCCAUACUGUCCACUGGGUUUUUUCAGAUGCCCUCAAUAGAAACCUUCAACCCAUUACCGACGCCUGUUAUGAAUUCUCUAGUAUCGCCGACCAAAGUUAUCCUCAACGAGUCAAUACCCAACCCAAUAAUACCCAUUGCUAAUUCCAACAUGUCUCUACCCACUGAGAUACCGGUUUCCACUCUACCAGUACCGCUUAUGGGUUUAAAAGUCACCGAUCCAGAGAAUGGGGAGAAAAUUGAGACAGACCAACCUAUGGUGGAUAAAAUCGAUGGGAAUGAGACUGUGUUGAAUGACAGCGUUCUGGAGACGACCAGUUUCAUCGAAGAUAUGAAGAAGGACAAGGAAGAAGAUGACCACAUCAUAGUCGAUGACGUUGAACCUUCAUGUCAGUGUCCGUUGAUACAGCAGCAGAAUGGGGACAUGAGUGUUGGAGAUACACCACAAACACUGAGCCCGAAUCGGUCGGCGCCCGAGCCGCUGGACGUGGACCCACCGUCCAACGCUGCCACGGACUCUGACGUCAUUAUGCACGACCAGCUGAGCGAAAACGGAUCAAUGCAAGUGGAACCUAGCAACAGUCCGCUGAGUGCUGACAUGAUGGUCGAAUCCAUCGAGCCGUCCGAAGUUACUGACGAGGCUGUGGAAGGUACUUCUCUAGAUUCUGACGCGCUGACGGCGGACGAUCUUCUGUUGCUGUGUGAUCUCUUCUACCUGCCGUUCGAGCAUGGCUCGCGUGGUCUGAGGAUGAUGCACGACUUCCACUGGCUCACCACUCACGCCAGCAGCAUACUGCCCAGGGGGAGCAGGCCGGAGACGAGCGAGUGGCGGCGUCGCCUGCGCCGCUUCUCGUGGUGGGCGGGGCGCACGCGGCGGCUGGCGCGGCGCGUCGCGUGCGCGCCCAACAGAGAGCUGCACUCGGAGCUGCGCCCCUACCUGUGGGACCUGUGCGCCGUGCUGGCGCUCUUGCAGGCCUUCUUGCGGUGGCUCGAACUCGGCAAAUUCCCGCCCAGCAUAGCGACAUAUGCGCAAGGAAGUUACACAUGGUUCUCGAAAGGCUGGCGCGAGGCCUUCGAAAGCGGGGCCCAAGAGCCGUGGGUGUUCCGAGGAGGCCUCUCGGCGGACUUGCGGAGAUUGCUGCCCGUGGAGUGCAGCGGCGACGCCCUCAGGCCUCACUGUAUGCCCACGGGGCUCCCUCUCACCGUGAGGCCUUAUACACCGGCUGAUGAGGAAGCGGUAUGCACAAUAUGUCACAAGACAUGCAGAGAUGGCUCGGAUUGCAGCGAUCUGUUCCCAAGCGAUCUACAGACUUUGCCGGCCGAUAGAUUGGUGGUACCAUUCCUCACACUUACACCAGAGCUGUGCCUCGUCAUAGAGGACGACGGCAGCGGCGACGCGGACGCAGACGCGGAUGACGUGGACGCGGAAGACGCCGAACUGGACGCUGCGGACGUCAAGCCCAGCAAAAUCAGCGUUUCGUCCGUGAAAAAAGAAAUCGUCGGCUACGCGUGCGCAGCAUUGAAUAGUAAAGACUUCUACAAGAAGCAGGAGAUCGCGCUCAUACCAGAGAUGUGCAUCAAGUAUCCCAAGGAGUUGCUGGAGAGAGACGACCUCACGCCGGCUGCUAAGGAAUGUGUGGGCCAUUUCCACGAGUUCAACUCGCUUGAGCGCGCACCGGACAGCAUCGUGCGCUCCCACCCGGCGCUGCUCACGUGCUGCGUGCUGCCGGCGCGCUCCGACCCGCUGGCGCCGGCCAGGCUGCUGACGUGUCUGCUGGCCGCGCUGCGAGCUCACGGUACGGUCUAUACUGAUGUACUCGCUGCGGACAGCAUCGUGCGCACACCCGGCGCUGCUCACGUGCUGCGUGCUGCCGGCGCGCUCCGACCCGCUGGCGCCGGCCAGGCUGCUGACGUGUCUGCUGGCCGCGCUGCGAGCUCACGGUACGGUCUAUACUGAUGUACUCGCUGCGGACAGCAUCGUGCGCACACCCGGCGCUGCUCACGUGCUGCGUGCUGCCGGCGCGCUCCGACCCGCUGGCGCCGGCCAGGCUGCUGACGUGUCUGCUGGCCGCGCUGCGAGCUCACGGUACGGUCUAUACUGAUGUACUCGCUGCGGACAGCAUCGUGCGCGCACCCGGCGCUGCUCACGUGCUGCGUGCUGCCGGCGCGCUCCGACCCGCUGGCGCCGGCCAGGCUGCUGACGUGUCUGCUGGCCGCGCUGCGAGCUCACGGUACGGUCUAUACUGAUGUACUCGCUGCGGACAGCAUCGUGCGCACACCCGGCACUGCUCACGUGCUGCGUGCUGCCGGCGCGCUCCGACCCGCUGGCGCCGGCCAGGCUGCUGACGUGUCUGCUGGCCGCGCUGCGAGCUCACGGCGUGAACGGCGUGCACGCAUGCAUCAACGCAACGGACCACUACCUGCAACAGUUCUACAACAAGCUCGGCUUCGUCGAGGUCUCGCGCAUUGGCGGCCGAGUGUUCCUCGCUCGCGCCUUCUAGCGCCAGAGACAAGUGAGCGCGCCUCGCUUCCGGUACCCCGGCCUGGCGCAAGUGAGGUCUCUGUUCAUGUCCAUAGACAAGAGGCGUAGGAGACGACGACAAAACUGACUUGAUUUGGUACUAACCAUAAACAAAACGCGCAGUAAAUGUGAACAUUUUUGAUGUAAUCUUAAACAGGAGACGUCGAUUUAAAUAAGCAUUUUCCGUCUAUAAAUAAACAAGAGUUACAGAAGACGUUGAAUGACUAUUUUUGGUCUUAGUUGACAUAGAAUGUUAGAUACCUCUGCCUCGAGAAUUUGAAGAUUUUGUCUCUCCAUAGACAAGAGGCACAGAAGACGUUGUCAAAAAUAAGUAUAAGUACUUAUAAAAUAAGUAUAUUUAACUUUUAUAUUUAUAGUUAGAUACAUUUAAUUUUUAGAUCUUGAAAUUUUUGGUCUGUAAAUAAACAAAAUUUUGAGCAUUUAUUAUGUAUUCAUAUAAGCAAAGACGUAGGAGACAAACAUUUUUGUCAAUCCAUAGACUUUAUUUUUAUUUACUUCAAAAUGUUGCCCGUUUCAAGUUUUAUUUUGUAUUAUCAGUAACCAGUCAUUUAAACAUGACAAUUAUCUUCCAUUAAUAACUGUAUCUUUUAUAUCAUAUAUAGUAUGAAUUAAAACAUCCUCGACAAUGUUUUUGAACAGCUAAAAUACUUUAUUAUCUAUAAACCAUAGUUUAAACUAGUUUUUUUUAUACUAUUAUAAUAAUAAUAAUUAAAACAUUGUCUAUAUCAAAUUAUAGUUUCAUAAAAGCACUUAGCAUUUACAUUUUACCUCUUUCACACACAUUCUAUACAAACUGGAAAAUAAUUGUAAAUGUAAUGUAAAGUAUUCUAUUGACUAAACUUGAAUAUUUAAUAUAUAAUUAAGUAUUAGGAUGUGUUUCCACAUAAGCGAAGCGAACAUUCGCUAAUGAUUGGUCUAUUUGUGAACCAAUCACCAAUCACAUUGCCAGAUCUGUCAAAAGUGUUAUUGGUGAUUGGUCUAUUAGCUUUUGAGAUUGGUACAGACAUCAGUAUUUGCGUGAAUUGUUUGAAAAAUGGGUACAUGAUAUUAUAGGCUUACCACGUGACUUUAAGCUCUUAUUCGCACGAGAGUUUUUUUAACGGACGUUAAAAAAGCGUUCAUAUAUGUUAAUAUAUAUGAACAAGUAUAUGUUCACACGACAGCGUGUUUAAAACACUGUACUUUUUCAAGCAGUGUUGCAUUUUCAAUUUUGGGCGUUGUAAAUAGACCUUCAUUUAACUUCAUACUGUAAUUAAACGCUUUUUUAACUUUAAAAAAACUCUCGUGCGUAUGAGGGCUUAGUGUUGAAAAAGACAAACCACAUAACUUUAUAGUGUUUUUUAGAUGUUCUUUGCACGCCUUGCAAAAAGUUACUCUGAUUAAAGGGCUAUUUCUUAUAUCUUAAAAUACUGAGACCUCUAACAGAAGACUCUACUUUAUGUGGUUAUUCUAUAGAGUGUUGUCAAUAUGUUAUAUAUUAAUGUCUAUUGAGAAUUAUAUAUAAUUUAAGUAUAUCAUUGUUAUUUAAAAUUAUGUGAAUUUGAGCAGUUUAAAAAAUAGGAAGGAGAAUUUUAAUUUGGCUGUAUUUUUAAUUGUCAAGAUAUUUAUAUUAUUGCGUUUAUCCUCCGAAUACGAUCAGAUAUAGAACUGAGGGCACAGUUAAGAUUAUUUUUUAUGUAUUGGAUAUGGGAUAUAUUCGUAUUGACUUUUGACGACCUCGGUGGCGAAUUCCUGGGUUCGAUCCCCGGCUGAGCCGAUUGAAGGCCGAAAGCCGGUUCUUAAAUGGUUCAGGUCUUCAGGUUACCGUACCGUUCCGGUACGAUGUCGUGUAGAAACCGAAAGGGGUGUGCAUUUUCAUCCUCCUCCUAACAAAUUAGCCCGCUUCCAUCUUAGAUUGCAUCAUCACUUACCAUCAGAUGAGAUUGUAGUCAAGGGCUAACUUGUAAAGAAUAAAACAAAAUCUUUUGUAGGACGGUCUUGGGCCUCUUGCAAAUAGUUGCUUAUAAAUUGAUUGUUGUUAGAUCAACCCAACCAACGGUGCGUUUUCUUGUCCCAACUGGGUUGUUAUUUUCGAAUAAACAUGCCCCAUAUUAAAUGACUCUUUUGGGCAAAACCCUUUGUCUAAAAAACCCGCUGAUUUAUAUGCGGUUUCGCCCGACAAGAUGUCAGGAAUCUAUUUACGGUGAGUUGUUUUGUAGUUCAUCUACGAACAGAAAAGAAAGAAAAGAAAGAACAGCAAGAAAGAAAUUGAAAGAACCUUAAAAACACUUUUAAGGUUCUUUCAACGGUGCUAUAUCUUGUUGGGAUUUAUAUACAUCUUUGACCUAACUCCUCUCACUCUGUGAUCAGACUCAAGCUCAGCAGUGAGCCGAACAUGGGUUGAUAAUGAUAAUAUACAUUACUGUAUAUUAAUUUUUAUAUGUAUGCAAUGAAAAUCAUGUACUCAAUUGGACCUAGUCAUGUCGAGGGUAAGCGAAGACUGAGUAAAGAUAGAACAUGUGUGAUAAGAUGUGGUGAUGCAUGAAUAUUAGUAUAUACUGCCUUUACUUUCUCGUCUUUAUUAUUACAUUAUGUCUUAUAGUACGAGAGCCGGCAUAAGAAAUAUAUACCCUCAUCUGUUAUUUCAUUGGGAUAAGAAAUAAAUGAUGGAAAAUAUUCACAUUGACACAUUGCAAAUAGGUUGUAGUUAAAUUGCAGCCAAACAAUAUUAAAUUAUUAUGAUUGUUUUAAACUAUUUAAUCUCUUACCUCGUUGGUUAAUUCAAAAAUCGUACACUAGUUAAUAGAAUAUAACCAAAAGAAUUGAAAAAGUAAAGGUUGUCUGCUUUCACACUGCAACUGUGAAACUGUGGGUCGCCAGAUAUAAACAAUUAAUUAAUGUUAUAUGAAUGUAAUGAAAGCUUAUUUCAUGCGUAAUUAACUGUGUUACUGUACUGUCUUUGAUCAUGGUUUCCUAGAUUUUGUAUGAAAAAUGUGUUUGGCUGCAAUUUAACUAGGCAACCUAUUUGCAAUGUGUCACUUUGAACAUUAUCGUUUAUUUCAUAGCACUAAUGAAUAACAGAUGAGGGUAUAUAUUUCUGAUGCCGGGUCUUAGACCAUUGUAAGUAUUUUAAUAUAUAAGUAGUAUAUUGUCGUACCAGUUUCGUUAUAUUUUAUAUCCUAAAUGAUUUUUAUGUAGUCUUCAUGUGACAAAUAUGAACUCCUCUCCUAAACUUCAACUUAAACCCAUCCGAGGAGCAAUUAAACCUUUAAAUAGUAAAAAAAAUCAUAGAUCAUACCUACUUUGAAAUAUAUAUGAAAUUAAUUUAUGUAAAAUUAGAAAAAAAUGCAAUAUAAAUAAGUCUAAAUUAUAAAUAAGUACCUAGAUUCACUUUUUUAAGUCAUGUAAAAAUAAGGCAAAUUUUCGUUCAGUAAACUAAUAUUGUAAAAAUUCAUUAUUUUCAAUAACUUUCACAUGCUUUAUUUUUAAUAAAGCAUGUGAAAGUUAGGAAACCAGUAGUUAAACAUACAAGUAUGUAUGUCGUCUUAUUAGGUAAAAUAAAUAAAAUUAUUAAAUAAAUUCCGCAAAUCAAUGCUUGCUUAUAUCAACUUGUUUUGUUUAUAUUAUAGUGUCGUCCUAUUAUUCCUAGAGUUGGUCGACAUUUGGGAAGGUAGGCAUUUGAUUUAUUACACAAAAAUAUCAACCAGUUCCCGAGCAAAGUGCAAAGAAGGGUAGCGUGAUUAUUUUGCUAGUAUAGAUACAGGCAAAGAUUUCACUAAACUCCGGUCGCUCAGAGUUUGCUGUUCUGACAGGUCGUGAUCGAAUGGGCGAUGUAACUUAAAACUGGCGUACAAGGUCGUUGAACUGCGCUGUUUCAAGGUUAUGUCAACUUUAUCUUUGUAGUGAUGAGAAAAAAACGAGGUGGCAACUGAAUGCGACGUGACGGAUAGCAGCGACAGUGAUUGUACCAGGAAAUUGACUUGGACUUGUGACCUUGAGAGUAGGCUUAAGGGAUCCCUUCCGACUAGCCAACACUCACCUUCCCUGCCCGACAUGGUAUCCAGGCCUACACUAAACAAUUUAUGACAACACAAAACAUUGUCGCACAAAAUCACUAACGCGACUGGCAGCGUGACGGCGUCUACGCUGCCUAACAAACAACUGAGCUCAAGUUAUCAAAUAUCCUCUUAUUUAUACCAACACAGAUACCUCCCCUCUACAAUAACCUAAAUAAUGAAUCCUGUAACAUGAAUAUGUUUGUCCCGUUCGUACACGACCUGUCAAAAACGCAAUCUCUGAGCGGCCGGAUAUUAGUGCUAGUGGUGACUUAUAUGUACAUAAGUAUGUAUAUUUUUAAUCUAUAAUGUGAUUAUUAUUCUAUUUGUAUAAAAUAUACGCAACAUACUCAUGCGAAUGUGUGGGUGUAUGUAUGCUUGUAAAUAUGUAUGCGAUUUUGGUUUGUAACAUUCGGUUCAUAAAUGAAAUCAGUUAAAAAUGUAUGUAACAAGUAAAUAUAUACAAAUAUGUGUUCCCUAUAGUAAUCCACUUUUAUAAUUGUGCUAUCAAAAAAAAAUAAAAAAUAAGAAUCAUUUGCGAAAAAAAUCAUCACUUCAGCUUCUGUUUUGUACUUUUGUGUGUUUCAGUAAAUCCGUACAUGGAUUCUGAACAUUGAACUUAAUUAAACCUGGUAUAUUUGUCGCAUGUCAGAAUAUACCCCAAAAUUUUUCGAAAAAUAAGAGAAAUAAAGCAUUUUCGAUAGUUAUGUUCAUAAAUGCCUAUGUGUAUUGUUUAUAUUAUUAUAACUGAAAAAAAUAAUUUGUUCUGUAUUAAUCCACUAAUUCAUAAAGCCUGUAUAUUUAUAUUCUUAUGACUGAGAUAUUAUGUUUUGCUUCUUUAUAAGCUAUAUUUUUUGUUCAAAAAUUUACUUUUGUAGGGUAGAUAGAGAAAAAUAUCUGUUAUUAUUUAUAUUGUGCUUAUCAUGUAUCAUUUUAAGAGCUAACGCAGACUGAAAAGUUUAUAGUAUGUAAUGUCAUAGCAUCACGCAGACUAGGACAAGAGAUACUUAUUAUAGACCAAUAGCGGCGGUAUCGAAUAUAUUGCUCUCUUGUUUGUUGCGAUGGAACGAAAGAGAGAGCGAUAUUUUGGAUUUCGCUGCUAUUUGUCGACAAAGUCAGUCUAUAGUCUGGCAAGUUCGUUGAUGACACUCUCAUGAUAUGCGGGUGACGGGGGGAAAGACUGCGCAGGUGCGCGGUAUCAGUCGUGGGUUUUUCAUUCAUCGCUACACGCCUUCGGGAGUGUUACGAACGAAGUUGCCAAGUCAUGAGAUAGGAUGCUAACGCAUAAUUUGUGAACUAUUUCUGAACGUGGGCUCUUAGGCAGCUAAAUAGUCUUAUUAAGUUCUCUUAGAAUUACUAAUAGUUAUAUGGAAAACUUAUUGAAAACAAUUUAUUAUAAUACAUGCUUGUAACAUAAAAUAGAUUUAGACAUUUUGUAUUCUGCUAUUUGAGUUAAUUAUUAUUUAGUUUUCGGAUAUUGCACUUAUAAGGCGCUAGACACAUUUGCUGUUAAUUUAAAUGACUUCUGCUAAUACUUGUGCUAAUAUAGUGUCUAGUUGUGAGAAUAGUAACAAAUAAUUGAGUUAGGGAGCGUUCAUAAAUUACGUGAGGUGUUUUUUCGAUAUUUCUGACCCUCCUCCCCACCUUGGUAAGAUGUCGUGAGAUUUUUUUCAACCCCCUCCCCCAUCCCCCAAUCUCACGUGAGAUUUUUCAAAUUGUGGGUUUCUUACGUAAAUGUGUUAGAUUAUUAUUGUAAAAAGAAAAGAAAAUUUGCUUCGUGUUUUUAUUUACGACUAGUUAAGACUAGUAAUCAAUAUUGCUAAGAGUUUAAUUAUAAGUAUAAUAAAAAAUAUAUAUUUUUUACAUUUUUUUUCAUGAGGGAUGGUGAUUGGACAGUCAGUAAAUGUAUAACGUCGAGGUAUAAAUGAAAUUAUUUUUUUAGAACGAAUUAGGAAAUGAUCUUAAUCGUAUUACGAUUACGCUUAAGAUUAAAUCUUAAGCAUGUACAAUCUGGAUUAAAUUGACCAAAAUAGUAUAUUUUUUUUUUUGUUUCAUUCAGAAAAAAAAUUACGUGAUAUUUGCCGAGACCCCCCCUCCCUCCAACGUAAGAUUAGAUGAGAUUUGACUCGACCCCCUCCCCCCCUAAAACAUCUCACGUAAUUUAUGAACGCCCCCUUAUAGAUCUCUCGAAACUAUUUCGCCGCUAAGAUAAGACUAUAAUUUUUUUAGCCUGGAAUUCAUUUAUUCAUCGUUUACAUUAUCUAAAACUAAAGUAAAAGACUUUAAUUGUUCAUCAUUGUCAUUAUAAGGGCCCACUAGGCCGUAUAUACUAUAGGGGAGAGGAUAUGGAACUUAGACACACCACGUUGCUCCAAAGGGGUUUGGUGGGUUUAGUGACUAUAUUUUACUUAUUGUUAAUGAUAAUGACCGUGACAAACGGCUUAUGGUCCGUUUAUUUCUACAGACACAGUGCGUCGCAGACAAGUAGCGUGGCAGACACCCACAGACACCGUAAGAACUAUUCGCCUCUAUAAGUGCGGUCAAGUAGUUUCGCAAGAUCCAUACACUGGGAGAGAUUUGACAGUUUAAAAUAGAGCUGUCUUUUUCACAUUGUUCUCAAUAGAAAAGGAUAGGACUAUGUUUUCGAACUUAGUUUACAAGAUUAUUGUAACCGUCGCUUUUGUUUAUGUUAUUUAUGUUAUAUUUAUGUAAACAGUUUUUAUUAUUUGGUGCCGGCCAUCUCGAUGAUGAAUCAACAAUAAAGUUUAUUAAAAUGUAAUAA